This is a messenger RNA of Grammomys surdaster, 2220 nucleotides long. It is a transcript of the gene Fastk, whose product is annotated as Fas activated serine/threonine kinase. Gene Ontology annotation, biological process: mitochondrial RNA processing; regulation of mitochondrial mRNA stability. Bases 597 to 2114 code for a protein of 505 amino acids. Lineage: Eukaryota; Metazoa; Chordata; Mammalia; Rodentia; Muridae. Gene Ontology annotation, molecular function: RNA binding. The transcript has 10 exons. Gene Ontology annotation, cellular component: mitochondrial matrix; ribonucleoprotein granule. The record is from RefSeq and is a predicted model, not a curated record.
GGGGCCGGGACAGGGUGUGGGGGCCCCUCCCGCGGACAGCAUCAACUCCGCGCCUUGGCAGACGGCUCACUUGGGCUCGGCGCGCGCCCUGCGAGGUUGCGCUGCGUUCUCAUUUCACUAGUGAGGAGACUUAGGCAGAGAGGCGAAGACAUUAGUCCAAGGUCACUCAGCUGGUAAGUGGGAGCGCCCAGCAUUGGACUCUCAGCACCGGCCCGCUGCGGAACCUGCAUUCCACCCACCCCGCCGCCGCCUCCUGCGGGAGGGGGAGGUGGUCGGCAGGGCUCGUCGUCGGGACCACCGGGUCUCCAGGCUGGGUGCGACCACUAGCCCUGUGAAUGACCUCGGGCUUAACCUCUCCACCGCACUGGGCCUUGUUUCUCCACCUGUGAAAUGAGGUAAUGCCAGCCCUGCGACUCCUCGUCGGCGUGCACGGAGCAUCGAAGGAGAUAUGCAUGUGAAAUAUGAAUAGAGUUGCACUGAGCACACUUAAAGACUUAGGGUUUCUGUUUCAAGGAAUGGGAGAAGAGGGGCAGAAUGGGGAAGAAUACCAGAGCAGUCACACGGGAUUUUUUUUUUUUUAACUUCAGGCCCUUUGGAUGGGGAGUCAGACUUCCCCUGCUCGGCUGUCUGGUUUGCUGCUCAUCCCGCCAGCACAGCCCUGUUGUUUGGGACCCAGCAAGUCCGGGAACCGGCCCUUUGGAGGAGGCCCUGUGCAAGGCCUUCAACGGCUUCUGGAACAGGCACGGAGCCCUGGGGAGCUGCUGCGAUGGCUGAGCCAGAACCCCACCAAGGUGCGAGCCCAUCACUAUCCUGUGGCACUUCGUCGUCUGGGCCAGCUCUUGGUGUCUCAGCCUAGGCCCUCUCCUGUGGAGCAGGCCACACUGCAGGACUUGAGUCAGCUCAUCAUCCGAAACUGCCCCUCCUUUGACGUUCACACCAUCCAUGUGUGUCUACACCUUGCAGUCUUACUUGGCUUUCCAUCAGAUGGACCACUCCUAUGUGCCCUCGAACAGGAGCGAAGGUCCCGUCUCCCUCCAAAACCACCUGUCCCACAUCAGCCUGCUGUCUAUGGUCAAAGGUUGGAAGUGGCCCUGAGCUGCCCCCGUUUCCUGCAUUAUCCUCGUCAGCAUCUGAUCAGAAGCCUGGCAGAGGCAAGGCCAGAAGAACUGACUCCUCAUGUAAUGGUGCUUCUGGCUCAGCACCUGGCCCGGCACCGGUUGCGGGAACCCCAGCUUCUGGAAGCCAUUGCUCAUUUCCUGGUGGUUCAGGAAGCACAGCUCAACAGCAAGGUGGUACAGAAGUUGGUCCUGCCCUUUGGGAGGUUGAACUACUUGCCCCUGGAGCAGCAGUUUAUGCCCUGUCUUGAGAGAAUCCUGGCUCGGGAAGCAGGGGUGGCACCCUUGGCGACAGUCAACAUUUUGAUGUCACUGUGCCAGCUGCAGUGCUUGCCCUUCAGAGCCCUGCAGUUUGUCUUCUCCCCCAGUUUCAUCAACCACAUCAAUGGCACCCCUCCUUCUCUGAUCGUGCGACGCUACCUCUCUCUACUCGACACGGCUGUGGAGCUUGAACUCCCAGGAUACCAAGGCCCCCGUCUUCCCCAAAGGCAUCGAGUGCCCAUCUUCCCACAGCCCCUCAUCACUGACCGUGCCCGCUGCAAAUACAGUCACAAGGACAUGGUAGCUGAGGGGCUGCGGCAGCUGUUAGGGGAAGAAAAAUACCGUCAGGAUCUGACCGUACCUCCGGGCUACUGCACAGACUUUCUACUCUGUGUGGGUAGUUCUGGUGCUGUGUUACCUAUGAGGACACAAGACCCCUUCCUGCCCUAUCCACCACGGUCCUGCCAACAGGACCAGGCUAACUUUAACUCCACAACCCAAGACCCUACCCAAAGGGUGGUGCUGAUGCUGCGAGAACGCUGGCAUUUCUGCCGUGAUGGCAGGGUGCUCCUGGGCUCUCGGGCCCUGAGGGAGCGGCACCUGGGCCUAAUGGGCUACCAACUCCUGCCGUUGCCAUUUGAAGAAUUGGAGUCUCAGAGAGGCCUGCCCCAGCUCAAGAGCUACUUGAGGCAGAAGCUCCAGGCCUUAGGUCUUCGCUGGGGACCUGAGGGUGGGUGAGGGAAUAUACACGGGGCUCAGGAUGGAUCCCCUAUGGGGAGGAGGGUGGACAAUUUGCACUUUGGCUCCCUGUUAUUUUUUCAUUAAAAUUCCUUUCCUUCCUGAU